AAAAGAAAAAGGUUUCCACACGAUUCGAGCGCGCAACCCACCUCUCUCGAACUUCUCUUCCGCUCACCAUCUCUCUCUCGCACGCCGGUCACGGCGUAGCUCAACGCGGCCGAAAUCCCUAACCCACCGAUUCUCCCUCUUUCUCCACCGAUAUUUCUCUCUUCUCUUAUCAACCACCAACUUUCCAUUUAUCGGAGUUCGUUCGACGCAUUUGACACCGUCAGCCUCGAGGUCGGAUCUGUCUCUCUCUUCUAGUUCGCUUUCCUCAUACAUCGUGCCAUUCAACAUCAUCCAACUUCGAUUUCACGAUUUCACUGUCCCCUACUGCCGCCUUCGCUAAGUCUAGAAGUUUUGGUUGAAUGGAAGAAUCAGAAAAACGAAGGGAGAGGCUGAGAGCAAUGCGAAUGGAAGCUGCUCAGGCUGAUGUAGCUAAUUAUGUCGAAACUUCUCUGCCUAAUCAUCUGUCUAAUCCAUUGGUUGAAUCAUCAGCUACCAUGGUAGGGCAAUUAGCACCAUGUACGGCCCCAAGAUUUGACUAUUACACAAAUCCUAUGGCUGCAUUUUCUACUAGUAAGAAGAAAGGGAAGAUUGAGAAUCAACCUGUGUCUGAUAAUUUUGUUCCUUACCACCACAACACUUCUUCAACAACUUAUUUUCCACCAACUUUUCCAGGUGAUAGUGAAGCUGGUGGCCAUGGUAGACCAGGAAUGCCUAGACCUUAUGCUGUGAAUCAAGGAGAUCUACAUAUGUGGCGUGGACCGAGAGGACCAUUUGUCAACCAGUUCCCUACCCAGCCACCGAGGGAGAUGAACUCCCCCAGCCAUGUAUCUGGACCAAGAGGCAACCCUUACACUAAUCCUACUCAAAACAGGGCUAAUUACCGUAGUUCAAGCCCUAACCCUGGGUUCCGAGGCAGUUUUAGUCCAGGUAGAGGCAGCUAUGGACAUCAUGGCAAUAUGACUCCUAGUCCAAGAUUUGGCUAUGGACGAGCUACUGGUUCUCAUGGUCGUCAUUCUUCAUCAGACAAAUCUGGACCAGAACAAUUUUACAACAUCUCCAUGCUUGAAGAUCCCUGGAAGGUUCUGCAACCUUGUAUUUGGACGACAAUUGCUCCAUUGAGUAACUCUGCAAAACCUUCGGAAUAUUGGAUUUCCAAGUUUGGUACAAAGAAAGCAAGAGUUUCAGAUUCCUCUUCUAGCAGGUCAAGCUCUCAACAACCUAGCCUCGCCGAGUACCUGGCUGCCUCCUUCAAGGAAGCAAUCGAGGAAGCACCAAAUGCGUGAAACAUUUUAUUCAGGCAUUUCAUGCUUACUGUAGUACUCAAGUUCAGCUUUGUCGAAAGCCCAGCCUAAUUUUUCUCUAUAGACUGGUUUGAUGUUGUAAAUCUAUAGUGAUUAUUAUGACAGUUCUGUCUCUAUGUUAUGUUUAGUUAGUGAUGUUUUUUUAUGAAUCUUGUUUAGAUUAUGUACAUGAUUCAGCCUCUAUUAGAAUCCUUGUUGUCAAAUGCUCUUCUUUGUUAAGAAUUUAAUAGGAUUGAGUUCUCAAUUCUCGUAGUUGAUCCACUAUAUAAUACUUAAAUUUAAUAGGAUUGAGUUCUCAAUUCUCUUAUUUGAAUAGAUUGAUUUCUUUUUGCCUA
This is a messenger RNA of Cucumis sativus (cucumber), 1636 nucleotides long. Its product is annotated as protein SICKLE. The transcript is spliced from 3 exons. The record is from RefSeq and is a predicted model, not a curated record. The coding region runs from base 360 to 1283 and encodes 307 amino acids. Gene Ontology annotation, biological process: miRNA processing; mRNA splicing, via spliceosome. Lineage: Eukaryota; Viridiplantae; Streptophyta; Magnoliopsida; Cucurbitales; Cucurbitaceae.